CCUGGAGGGCGGGAACGGCCGGAUGCAGCACUCGCGUGCAGCGUGGGGGGGUUGAGAGAGCGAGAGAGAGAGAGAGAGAGUCUGCCAAUACAUAUUUAUCUCUUCUGCUCUAAUUCACCGGCAACAUAAUAGACCAGGUCGAUGUAACCUUCCUCUCUCUCUCUCUCUCUCUCUCUCCUCACUCUCUACCUCUCUCCACCACACACACACACACACACACACACACACACACACACACACACGCGCCGCUACCCGUCAGCUUGUAUAUGCGUCCCUCCUCGCGCCAGCGGGUAGCCGCCUGGCUGCUCGCGCUGCCGUUGGGUACAGGUGGAGAGGAAUGCGCGCGCCGCGGCCGCCUGGAGAUGAUCUCGUUUUGGCUGCUGUGCUGGAAGCUGUUGAGAGCCACAGCCGGGCUAAGGCGGACUACAGCUGAGCUAACAGACGACGAUAGCUCGGGAAACAAUAACCCCGUCAACAACUCCCCCACAACAGAUCCAGUUACCAUGGAGAUCAGUUCAUCGCCACCGCUAACAGAUGCAGAAAGAGAAAACUCAGUUCUUUGCUGCCGCAGCCGGGACGCUGAGGAACUCCAUUACCCAGGGGUCCACGGGGUGCAGCAGCCAAUCAGGGAUGAGCAGGAGGAAGAACCGGUUGCAGAGGCAGAAAAUGGGAAAAAACACGAAGAUGAGUGCGACUAUCUUGUUUUUGAGAUAGGAGAGCCGAAGGGAGGGGAGGAAGGAGGUGAAAGUGAACGAGGAAGAGAGGAGGGGGGAGAAGAGGGAAGAAGAGGAGAAACAGAAGGAGAGAACGAAGGGAGAGUAGAAACAGAGGCAGAAGAAGAAGAAGGAAGAGGAGAAACAGAAGGAGAGGAUGAAGGGAGAGUAGAAACAGAGGCAGAAGAAGAAGGAGGAAGAGGAGAAACAGAAGGAGAGGACGAAGGGAGAGUAGAAACAGAGGCAGAAGAAGAAGGAGGAAGAGGAGAAACAGAAGGAGAAGAUGAAGGCAGAGUAGAAAUAAAGGGAGAAGAAGAAGAUGGAAGAAGAGAAGAAACAGAAGGAGAGGAUGAAGGGAGAGUAGAAACAGAGGCAGAAGAAGAAGAAGGAGGAAGAGGAAAAACAGACAUUGGGGAUUGGGGGAGAAGAGAAACAGAGGGAGAGGGUGAAGGUAGUGGAGAAACAGAGGGCGAUGAUGGAGGAAGAGGAGACACACAAGAAGAGGACGGAUUGAUGGGAGAGACAGAGCUCCUCUUCGUAUCUGACAGUCCAGUGUGUCCCUCAUCAUCCUCAUCAUCAGAGCCCCUGAUCGCCGCCUCAGACGCCUCAGAGCAGCCUGCAGCGGCCAUGUUGCAAGACGCCUGGGGUCACGACCUCUGCAACAGAGACGACCUCAGUGACUGCCUUCAAGCCGAGCUGGCUAUCGUGUACUCGGACAGCGACGCAGGGGAGGACCAAUGGGCGUCCUUUGCGGCCUGUGAUGUCAACGGCCAGGAAGAAGCAGGCGGAGGGAGUCACGAUAGCGUCUGUGACGCAGAGAGCAAGGAAGAGGAGAGAGGAGGAGAAGAUGAGGAGAGAGGGGAGGAAGAGGAUGAGGCAGAAGUAAAGACUAUUACGGAGGAGCAGAUGGAGGAGCAGGAGGGGAGGAGGGACGAUGAUGAAGAGCAGAUGAGGUCGAGACGAGAUCUUUUCCUGCGGUCUCCUUCUGUCAGCUCCACAGCCAGCUCCACGGACCCCAACAGGAGGGUUCCUGUAGAUUUCCAUGUCCACCAGGAGACCCUCAGUGAAAAUGUCUCCACUGAGCAUGUGGACUUUCUGUUGGCCCGCCAGCAGUGGAGGAAGAUGGAGGAAGAAGUCAAAGGUCAGCCAAUUCCCAAACCAGGGCUCAGAGCCCAGGGGAGCUUCCAGGGCACCCACACUUCCCUGUACCCCCCCACUCGCAGCCCUCGGCUCAAACACAGGGAGAUCCAUCCACCAGCGGCCAGGGAGCCCACACUGUCCUCCACCCUGUCCCCCACUUCAGAGGACUCAGGCCUGGAUGACUCGUUGUACCGCAGCCCCCUGGAGGAGACAGAGACCGCAGUGGAGAGAGAGAUCCGACUGACUCUGGAGAGAGAGGAAAGGCACCGCAGGGAGAGGGGGAUAAUUUCACAGGGCCUGACUAUACCCAGACCGUCCACUCUGCAGACAGGACGAUCUCCACCCAGACCUCCAGCUUGCCGCACCCCUACCUUGUCCAUCUCCCCAUCUCCUUCCUGCUCCUCUUCCCUUCCCCGGUCUCUCUACCAUGAAAUGACAGCCAAUAAUGUCAUAAUCCUGGAGCCCGACUGCUCCAGUUCCUCCUCCAGGAACCGCCUACUCUCCUCUGCCAUCGGGGGCCUCUCCGAUUGGCCAACAAGCCUGGAUGCGGUGCCUUCUGCCAAUGUCAUCGUCGUGGAAACCUCCAAUCUGAUCAUCCGCAGCGCGUCUGAGUUCUGCCUAAGCUCAGCGCCGGCGUCAAUGGAAACGCAGGAGAGCACUUUCUCGUCCAAUCCGUUUUUUAAGCUGCGCUCCCUCAGCAGCCAGUCACUGGUGGAGCAAGAGAUCCGCAUGGUGAGGCAGAGGGAGGAGGAGUGGAGGAGGCAGAGGGAUGAGAUGUGGAGGAAGAGGAGGGAGGAGGAGUGGAGGAGAGGGAGAGAGAGGUAUGAUACUGUGCUGGUGUCUCCGGGCCUGAACGAUAACAUCAGUUACAACGUGCCAGAGGUUCCAGACAGAUGUGUCUCCUCUCCUUCGUCCCCCUCCAGGACCCGCAAAAUGGAACGAUCCAGUUUGUCUUGUGACCACAAGUUCCCCCCUUCCCUCUCUUCAGUGCCACGACGACAGAACACCAUGGCGCAGCGAUGGGAGGCCUCCCUAUUAGCCAAUCAGAAGAAGGAGUGAGCACCGACAGCACUCAACUGUCAGCCAUUUAAAAAAAGCCAAAAUGAAAUGUAACGCCUAUGUUUCUUCUUCCUUCUGUCCAGAAAACUCACACAGUCCUGUCUGUCCGAAGCCGUUGUCUAUUGCCAUGUUUGUCUAAACUGUGGGUUAGAACCAGUUCUGAACUGUUUUCUGUGGGACGCCAAGUGAGAAAAGGACUGUUUUGUUUCAGUAAGCUUGGUUUCAGAGAUAAAGGGGGCUUUCACACCUUCCGUUUUCAGUUUGAUUUGAACAAAAAUUACAGGCGUGAAACCUCCCCCAGACCACGGUCCGCACCAAACAGACAAAAUUUGUUCAGAUGAAAAGACUCCAGAUCAAACUGAACCGUGGUUCGGUUCGUUUCUACACUGUCAGACCAUUUACAGGAAGUUCUGGUGGUUUCUGUCCAAACCGGAAACAAACAAAUGCACAGAGAAAUACAUUGAAAUAAUGACACAAUUAUAAAUCGCCCGUGAAAGCUAAACUUUUGUAAGACUAUGAAAGGAAAUUGACACUCAUCUCUUUGGUCUCUCCCCAAACGUACGUGACAGGGCUCGAAUAUUUGCUUGCAAUCUUCUCCUUCCCCCCUGCCAGUGAUGAUAUAAUGUUCACACAAAAAGGACAAUCAUUUGGCGAAUUUGAACUAUAAAAUGGCAACAAUCUGCAUCUCUUCAUUCAUCCUUGUCAAAGCUGAACUGACAACACGCUGACGUCAGACGCACGUCCGUUUACAAACCGAUCAAAGUAUAGCGAGACCCAGCCCACAUAGAUGAUGACGACAGGACGCGAGUAUGUCACGCAGCGUUUUGUAGUGCGCUCGCGUAAUUGCAAUUUGAAACCAAACUAACCAAAUGUGUUAAAACAUGAACUUUGGUUCGGACCUUGGUGCAGACUUUCAGGUGAAGGGGCCCUAAGAUAGUUUGGGUUUUCAUGAUUACUGCUUUCAAAGUCAAACUGCUCUUUUGCACAAUGUCUGAAACAGUGUAAACAUGUUGACAUGUCAAAAAUGACAUUUUAUAAUAACUUUUGUUGACUUCCAAGGCACAUGAGGUGCAUCACAAUAAUAACUGAGUGUAAAAUUGCAAUCAUAAUAAUACCACAGUUUGUGGCUCAUAUUAUAGUAACCUUUGGAAGCACUUGGCAAAAUCUGCAAUAUUGUCCUUUUAAUAUUUACACCACUUUAAUUUCUAGAUGUUAUUAUGGUACUAGUAGCCUAUAACUGUUCAAUGAUAUUUAUUGAUUUUGUUUUUAAUGACUGACUGUAAUGCAGUGAUUUUCAGACUUUUUUCUGGGCAGUGAAAUAAUUUAAGAUGUGAAUUUUGUCUCUAUAUAUUUUAAAGUAACUAACAGCAUUACGUUGAUUAUUUUAAAAUACUGCAGCUACAGAGAUUUGAGAAGGUUUAUGCAAAAUAAUUUAGCAUGUUGUGUUCAAUUCAUGUAUCUUAAAAGUGCCAACCCAGACUUUGAAAAUCACCGCCUUAGUGGAACGUUAUAAUGAGCCACUGAUCAAAAGAGUUUGGAUGUCCCAGGUUUCCGUGUCAGCCAUGUUGGCUAAACAGUGCUAGCUGCUAACUGAAAACCAUUUGGGUCACAGCUGCACAGACAAAAGCCUUUGCUUCUUAUUUGGAGGAGGUCAGUUGUAACCCAGAUAAGAGUUCUGGAUCGGGGGGCAGUUUAGUGUAUGUCAUGUAAACAAAGUGGAAAGAGCAAAUUUAUUGUAGCCUCAAAGAUUUUUGUUGUUAUUAUUUAGAUUUUCUGAGGCUAUUGCAUAAAAUAAAUAAAUCUUAUUUUUAAAAUAUGUCGCUUUGGUAGCGAUCUAAGGCUUUUUCUGUCCAAAAUGACGGGUCUUACACCUGCAUUACCGCUCAGUUUAGUAGACUUAUCCUAAGAUAUGACAUACUGGCCUAAUGCCCACAUACUGGACUGGGAGAAGAAGUCCUGUCCCCUGCUGUCAGGCACGACGCUGUCAUUGGCCCAUUCUCUGCCGGGUAGUAAAACAUAACGUGAAGACAGGCUGAGUGAGCGAGCAGGAGGCUUUCCUUCAUAUAAAUCUCUCCGUCUUAAUAGUCUAUCCCAGUGGGCCAAAACUGGCACCUUGAAAAAUAAGUUUUUGGAUGUGGACCAAUCGCUGGGAUGCACACGCACCAGCACAUGCUUUAUCGUGAGCAUGUGAAACAGUCUCUUUGUAAUCAAUUUGUUGAAGAGGGAGAGUAAAUAUUUUGCACAAUGUGGGGAUCAAACACACAACCCUCCUACCAAGAGGCCUGUGCACUACUGACUGAGCUAAACGGGCACUCUAACAUCUUUUGUUCGUUUGUUGUUCUCGUCUGCUCUAAAAUACUUUUUAUACGGAACUCAUCUUUCAGUUUCCCACUGAGUGGGUGCAAAUUCACUUGAGGCAGCGCGAACUGAGGAGGAGACUUUUGUGCAAGUAAAAAUGUCACCACUGAACCUAGCUAGCUCACAGCUAACGUCUUUACCAUAGACUUCAUAUAAAGAUGGACGACACACAGUUGCUGCCAUCACAUACACCUGGCCGACUCAGUCAUGAGCAGGGCUCAGCUAAUAAUACCAAACUUGAAAUAUGAACACUUGAAUAAACAUCACACAUGCAGCCAUGGUUUAAUCUUCCCUCCUCUGUUGUGUCUUUGUUUGGGGAAGUAACCUCUUGAAAUGUACAUGUGGCAUCUUUUCACUUCAGUUAUAAAUUAAUCAGUUUUAAACUCCUGGACUUUAAUAGCUCCUGUGUUUCAUGUUAAAAACUCUCUGCACAUUCAGAAUCUCUCCCACAUAUCUGUGUUCUCUGAGAUGUGCAGAAAAAAGUUUAAUUACUUAAUGAGAAUUCACAAUAUUUUCUACCUGCCCUAAACUCUGCUGUGCAUUAAGUUAUUGCUCCGCUGGUAGUAUCCCCUUCAAACAUUUAUGAUCAGUUAGAAAUCUCACCACAAAUCCACACACUGAAGUGCAGCUCACAGUUACAAACCGAGCGAGGCUGCACAUCAGUUUUUAGAUGGUUAUAUUGCAAAACUCUACCAGCUACGCCACCACUCGCUCACAAAUGGUCUGGACUCACGGCGAGAGCGUGUGUUCCCUUGAUUACUAUCUCGUCUCACCCCUAUUUAUGAAUCAUAGCCAGCCAUCAGAGGCGUGCAAGAAGUUCUGGCUUCACUUUGGGUCGCUGUCAUGUCGUCCAUAAAGAUGGGCGACAUGACAUAUCUUAACAGACUGUAAAAACACUCCAGCUGUCAAAUUUAUGUGAAUUACUCAAAGCGAACAUUCAAUUGUUUUAGCAUUAGACGCGUUAGCAUGGUGCAUAUGGUCCAGACAAUUUUUUUUGUUUUUUUAUUGAUACAACCUGGCCAAACUCUGUCAAUCUGUGGCUCUGCUGUUUCAGCAAAAUAACUUGAGCACUUCUGAACAAAUCAGAUAUUUUAAUCCUAAAGUCUAGUGAAGAUUUUUACAUAUUUUUAUGUCCUGUCCUGAUUCCUAAAAAGAGAUUUAUGGUAUCGUAUUUUUGCUGCAUAUAUUUAUGAAUGAGCAAUGCUUAUAAAUCCUUACAGCCUUUAUUUCUAAGAGGUUUAUAAUAUAUUGUGUCAGAAUGACUAUUUCAAACUGUUUUUUAGAAGAAGAGUUCGUGCAUGUGUGUAUGAGUGUAUGUUUUAUAGCCCAUCCUCCAUGAAUCAGCUGGUCGGAGCUUACCUUACUUUAAGUUGGGCUUCUACUGCUCCAGAGCUCGCUCACUCACUGGUUUCCAUUAAACUCAGUUUGACUGUGUGUGGAAUAAAGGUGCAUUCAAGUAAACUCAGAAAUGGGAUGAUUUUUAACUGCCAAGGUGAAAUAACACCAGGUGAAUGGGAUGCUAACAGCUGCAGUUUCAGUUUAGCAUCACAUUAUUUUGAUUGUGCUAUAAGCUGUAGUGUGUUUAAACUACUAUGUUACAGUAUAAAAUAUACUACAAAGGAUCUACAACUACAUUUGAGCUGUGAGUCAUUGUGAAACCCGAAGCUGUGCCAUUUAAUGUGGUCUAUAUUUUCUGCCCUAUAUGUUGAGAGGUUAGGUUUGAAUUUUUUCCUAGUCUAUCUUACGCUGCAUUUCAUAAGUACUUCAAAGAAGUUGUUGGUCGCUAUUUUCCUCCUCUUCUCGCUGGCUGUAAAACCAACCCUCUUCAGCAGUGUGAGUUAGCCAAAUCACAUAGCUGUCUUUGCCCAGACACGGGUGUGUAAGGAAGUUAAAUUUGCAUCUUCCAUCUUGAUUUUGUGUGAAAAAACCUUCAGAGUUGUGUUGUUGCUUCUGAAAUGUUGCUGUGUCUUUUAAAUUAUGUUGCAACAUCGAGGCCGAGGCAUGAGUUUGUCAUUGUUUCUCAAACAACCUAGCGCACAUCUUAUUUAGUGAAAUAUCUGACUCAUAAAACAAAAGUUUUUAGAUAGAAGCGAAUGUCAGGAACAGGAAAGAGUCCUCUAUUAGCUCAUAUCGUGUACACAGCAAAGAGAAGCUCGGUCGCUGCUGGAGGUUGGACCUCUGCCGACCAGAUGCAUGAAAAAAACCCAAAAUAAAACAAAGAAAGAAUCUACGGUUGUGUCUCAGACUUGUGUAUACCGAUCCUGUGCAUAAUCUAUGCUACUACAAACUACAUGCAAGUAGGGAUGAUCGCUUUCGUUGUAGAUUAAUCUGUUGAUUAGUUGUUUAAACUAUUAAAUGCUCUCAAAUGUUAUAAAAAGUCUUAUUUUGUCCACAACCCAAAGAUAUUCAGAUAACUGUCGUAGACGAGGAAAGAAAUGAGAAAAUAUUCACAUCAGAGAAUUUGUCUUAAAAAAUGACUCAAAUCGAUUAUCGAAAUAGUUGCAGACUAAGUUUAUAGUAAUUUAUUAAUUGAUUAAUCGUCGCAGCUCUAAUGCGAAGUGAAUCUCAUUCUAGAUUCUAACUAUGGUCGCCUCACAUUUGCACAGAAUGUAUUUUGUCCCCCGGCUCUUCUGUUGUGGCCACACGAGGAAAGGAUCCCUUCAGGGCGAGAGACGAGGAACGAUCACAGCGAGCAACAACCGCUUCGAUGUACAUUUGGCAUGCGACUGUUGUAGACUGGAAAAGAUACUAACAUAUCCUUUAAAAACAAAACUCUUGGAGCUGUGAUGUCUGAUGAGAUUCUGAUUCUGAUGAGAUGUAUUGAAUACACAAUAAAAACUGCUCCUGUACGUCAAAAGCAGGGAACGUUCAGCAUGUCAUUAUGUUAGUGUGUUAGAUAUACUGUGAGAUAGCACAUUUUACCGUUUGCCCUCUGAUUUCAUUGCAUUCGGGGGUCUUGGAUCCACAUCCAUACCUGGUUUUGUUCCUGUUUCAAGAUACUUUAUUAUUCCACAACAACAUAACACUACUUUUAGUUUUUAGAAGACAGUGGAAAUGCAUUUAGCCAUAACGUUAUUUAACAUUUAUGAUCUUCUCUUGUCAGGUGUGACACUGGGGGACACCUCACACUGCUUCCUAGAAUAUUCUGUAUGCACUCAUAUAAACGGCUUUUCCUCACUAGCGUCAUUUAUUCUGGUUCUGUUUAUUUCUUAGUUUACUUGCCUUGAGUUUCAGUCAUUUAUUAUUGCCAAACGAAAAGGUUCAAUAAAGCGUGUGACUCCUCAA
This is a messenger RNA of Micropterus salmoides (largemouth bass), 8555 nucleotides long. RefSeq lists its product as uncharacterized. The transcript has 7 exons. The record is from RefSeq and is a predicted model, not a curated record. The coding region runs from base 267 to 2912 and encodes 881 amino acids. NCBI's taxonomy places the organism in Eukaryota, Metazoa, Chordata, Actinopteri, Centrarchiformes, Centrarchidae.